CACUCCGAAGUUAAUUGCUGCUGGCCAGAAAGCCGGGUGCUCCGUCGUCACCCAUUGAGUAGACGGUGAACCUCUUUCAGUAGUCUAAGUAUGGUGUUAUGGCAAAUCACUGCCGCUAGCCUUUGGGUGUCAUUACGUUCAUGGUAAUUCCAAUGCAUGCCCGCAUCAACGUGCCCUUCUUUGGUGUCAGUUAUGCUGUGUGCACGCGUAGAGGUGAUACAUUUAUUGUUCCUGUGUGGACCAGUCUAAUCAUAAUUAUUCCUGGCUGUUCUUUUGUGCUAUUCAUGCUAUUCAUGAUGCAUGUAGUAGUAGUAGUGCAUCGUGUUGUGUUAUGCAUGUCUCAUGUGCCGUUUCCCGCGCGCGCGUGAAACCGACUUCGCGGCUUGUAGUUUCUGUGCAUAAUUAGUUGAGUCGGCGUCUUGUUGUUUGGACUGGAGACUACACCGAGUUGUGUUCUUUUCGUUGUUUCAGUCAGUUACAGCUUGCAGUUAUUCCUCUCGUGUAGUUCAGUUGCUUUACUAGUGUCUCAUCCUGAAGUAAAGAUUAUUCGUUAUUAUCUCUGUGAGUCAGAUCCCUCUUUCGUCUAAUGGUAGCAGAGGAUGGUUAUCUUCACCUAGUCGGAAGUCCAUCGGAGCGAGAUGUCUGAACACAGCGACGAUAUCAGUCACGAGCGGAACAGGGUCACGGUAGGCGAUGAUGUUGGGCCUGGCCAUGAUGUUGAGCCUGGCGAUUAUGUUGAGCCUGGCGAUUAUGUUGAGCCUGGCGAUUAUGUUGAGCCUGGCGAUUAUGUUGAGCCUGGUAAUACGGACGGCCAGGAAGAGCAAGUCAACGAUGCUGUGACCUCGGCAUCUGCAGACAUGAGAGUGGCAAAAAUUCAAAUGAAACGGCGCUUGACGUCGCGGCGACGAGGCUUGAUUUUGCAGAUCCGUGACGAGAAGUUGAGUUUGGAUGCCGUGAGAGACGAAUUCGAGGCAGUGCAAUGGUUCGCCAACGAGGUGAAUCAGGUGUUGGAGUCACUGGUGACGUGUUUUCAAGCCGAGAAAAAAGGCAAAGCAGUCGACGCAGCAAUAACGGAGCUGGAGGAAGUGGCAGAAGCAAUGGCGCACCUGGAGCAGCAGGUGGAGAUGUACGAGGAGCAACAACAUAUUCGUGCGCGUCAUUCCGCAGGGUUCAGUCAGUACCACCCUGUUAUGCCAUCAAGCUUCAACGCUGCUCACGACCCAUUAGGUGGGGUGUCAGGAACUGCUCAGUCUGCGAGUUCUGCACAGUCCGCUAGACCGUCUUCCGCGCCUGGUGGCGUCAGUGCGGACUUCACUCCUGUCACAAGCAACACAUUCAGCACCAACAGGCCUGUCAGUGCCAGUGUCUCAAGUAAAAGCGCAAUCACCUCACUUUCUUCGUCUGUAGGUGCACCCACAAGCUCCAGCUCGACUCCACCAGUCAGUGUGAGUGCAGGGAGCAGUCACCACUCGAGUUCUAGUACCAGUAGUAGCCAUAGCAUCAGUUCCCGCACAAGUAGCAGUGCGCCAGCAGCAGCAGCAGCAGCAGGCCCCACAGUGCCACUGAGUCAGGCCAGCAACACCAGCGCACCUGUAGCUGUACAAGCAACCAAUAGCAAUGUACUGCCCAGGCAAUCAGCCCCUGUUCACUCCAGCAGGGUACACACAGCAGUCAUGAGUGGAAGUAGCCAGAGACCAGCCCAUACAUUACACCAGUCUGUGGCCGCCGUCCCAUUUGUACCUAGAGCCAGUUUCAGGCCUACACAGAGUGUGGCACAUGGCCAUGGCGGCAGCUACAAUGGUCUACCAGUACCAACUCCAUCGAGACCAUCUAGUUUUGCUGCACCACCAGCUGGAGCCGCAGACGUCUUCAGCAAAAUGAGAAGCAUUUCAAUACCCGUGUUCGAUGGUGAUAAGCGUGCCUAUGAGUUAUGGAAGGCCACGUUCUUGGCGUGCGUGGACAGUGCGCCAAUCAGCCCAACCCUGAAGCUGUUGCAGCUACGACAGUAUGUAGCGGGAGAAGCGCUAAGAUGCAUCGAGCGGCUAGGGUACGCCCCGGACUCAUACCACAAGGCAAUGGAACGCCUGGAACGGAAAUUCGGAGGUACGCGGCGCCAAGUGAUGGUGUACUUAGAUGAACUGGAACGGUUCAAGCCAUUGCACGGAGAUCGAGUCAACGCACAAGAUCUGGAACAGUUCUCAGAUUUGUUGGAAGUAGCCGUGACCAACUUGAAAGCAGCGGGUCGCCAAUCGGAGCUAGAGGUGGGCACUCUGUACGCGCGAAUCCAGCAGAAGCUGCCAGAAGACCUGCUGACAAGAUACCAUAGGUGGCUCUAUGAGCAUCAGCGCCCAGAAGGGGUGGAGGCGUUGCUCGAGUGGGUCAAUCUCGAGGCCGACUUUCACAUUACCGCCAAUGAAGCCAUCGCAGGCCUAGCACCUGGUCGCCAUAGACAUGGCCGAGAGCGCCCAGCAGCCCGAGGCCACUCAUUCCAUGCAGCAGAGUCACCCAAUCCGACACCGGCAGCGUGUCCAGUAUGCUCCCAGGACCAUCAAGUGUGGACAUGCAAAGAUUUCAAGGAAAUGGAUGUGGACAAGCGUUGGAAAGUGGCGAAAACACAUCGGCUCUGCUAUCGCUGUCUGGGCAAGGGCCACCGAGGUGCUGACUGCCAGCGGAAGAGAAAGUGUGGCGUAGACAAGUGCAGCGAUACCCACAACUAUCUGCUUCACAGGGCAGUAGCCAUUGACACGUCUAGAGCCAGAAAUGGCACGGAAAGGGGUCGUACCAGUGAGACAGCCAGAACCACAACCACUGCUAACAUCGGAGCAGGCGCCAGACCGUUGUCACUGAGAACCUUGCCGGUCGUUUUACGAAACGGUGACCGCAACCUCAGGGUGAAUGCGCUGUUGGAUGAUGGGAGCACCCAAAGUUAUGUGAACACAGAGGUAGCGGACCAGCUCAACUUGCAGGGACCCAUGAAACAGGUUUCGAUCAGCACCCUCAACGGAGCAGUGGAGUCUUUCGAGUCAAUGCCAGUGGAUCUGCUGGUAGAGAGUGUAGAUGGCAAGUUCAUCAGUCCGUUCUCAGCCAUCACAACUAGUCACGUCACAGGCACACUGAAACCGUACGAUUGGACCGUCGAGUCAAGUCAGUACCAUCAUCUGCUGGACAUACCCUUCGAACAGCCAGCAACUCGCCAGAUUGAUAUGCUGAUUGGCCUGGAUCAUGCCGAGCUUCACUACUCUCUGGAGGAGGUGAGGGGUGAUCAGGGAGAACCGGUGGCGAGGAGAACCGCGCUAGGUUGGACCUGUGUUGGACCUGUGAGUGGAAGCUCAGAUCAUCACCGCACUCACUUCAGCAGAGUCGAUGACGGUAAUCUGGAGAUGCUGGUCCGGCGUAUGUGGGAGGUGGAAGAGCCUCGCCGACAGAGCCCGCUUGCAGCAAAUGACCGACAAACUCUUGCAGAUGCAGAGGCAGCAACAAAGUACUGCAACGGCAGGUACACCGUCAAGCUGCCUUGGAAGAGAAGCCCGCCAGAGGAGAACGGUAGCUACGAGAUGGCACUGAAGAGACUGCGCUCGACAGAGAAACGCCUCCACAAGGAACCAGAAGUAGCAAAGGAGUACUGCCGUGUACUGCAGCAUCAUGUGAACGCUGGAUACGUGACUGCAGUAAAGCUCGAGUCAACAGGUGGUUGGUACCUCCCGCACUUUCCAGUCACCAGACCAGAUGCAACAACAACUAAAGUGAGGGUGGUCUUUGACGCAUCAGCCAAAUGCAAAGGAGCAAGCCUGAACGACUACCUCCACCCAGGACCGAAGCUGCAGAGAGAGCUACCGCACAUAUUGCUGCGAUUCAGGGCAAAGCCAGUUGCUAUCGUGGCCGAUGUAGCAGAGAUGUACCUCCAGAUCGAGCUGUCUGAAGAUGAUCAGAAAUUUCAUCGUUUUCUGUGGCGGGACUUGGAUGCGUCAAAGGAGCCAGUCGCCUACCAGUACCAACGGGUGGUGUUUGGCGUGAAUUCGUCCCCAUUCCUAGCACAAAUGGUGUCUCAGAAACAUGCUGAGCAGCUAAAAGAAGAAUUCCCACGUGCUGCAGAAGCGGUGUUGAAGUCGACUUAUAUGGACGACACUAUGGAUUCCACCGACGAUGACAAGGAUGCCAUCAAACUGUACCAGGACCUGAGUGAGCUGUGGCACCGUGCCGGAAUGCAUCCUCGCAAGUGGAUUUCGAACAGCACCGAGCUACUCCAACUGAUCCCACCGGAAGAUCGUGCCAAGCAGGUGAAUCUUCAGGAUAGUAUUCUGCCGUCAACCAAAGCGCUUGGUGUGCAGUGGGAUGCAGAGACGGAUGUCUUUACGUUCAGGUGUCGAGCACCAAGUUACUCAGUCCUGAGCAAGCGGACCUUUCUGAAGAUUCUGGCGACUCUGUUCGACCCGCUGGGGUUCGUCUUGCCCUUCGUGAUGAGCGGCCGCAUCCUGUUCCAGGAAAUGUGGGUCGAUGGUAUUCAGUGGGAUGAGCCACUGCAAGAUGAUCUACUUGCCCGAGCAGUGCAAUGGUGUGAUGAAUUCGAGAAGCUAGAAGCCGUGGCUGUGCCCCGUUGUUUGAGACUGUCAAACACAGAAGCGAUCACUGCCACGGAACUGCACAUCUUCAGCGACGCAUCGCAAGACGCAUAUGGAGCAGUCGCCUACCUCCGUCACAGCUACGAAUCCGGGGCUGUGACCUGUCGCCCGGUGGCAAGUAAAGGCAAGGUAGCUCCGAUAAAAAGCACCAGCAUCCCGCGUUUGGAGCUGACUGCGGCGGUAGUUGCAGUAGAUUUGGCUGUGUCAGUGGGUGAAGUGCUGGCUAUACCCGAGAGCAGUUGGCAUUGGUGGACGGAUAGCAUGAACGUCUUGUGGUGGGUGCGCAAUCGAAGUCGCCAGUUCAAGCCAUUCAUUGCCAACAGAGUGGCAGAGAUUCAAGCCUCAAGUCAGCCAGGUCAGUGGCACUACGUCCCGACAGAGUGCAAUCCUGCAGAUGUGGUUUCCCGUGGGUCCAGUGCCGCCAAGCUUGUACAGGAGGCCCAAUGGUGGAAUGGACCGCAGUAUCUUCUCCUUGACAAGUCCCAGUGGCCGCCACCACCCAGCAAACUCACUUGUCCUGUCGUGCCUGAGGUGAGGUCCGCAUGCAAGGAAGCCACAAUGAGCACAGUUGAAGGAGUGUCACUCUUCACGUUUGUGAGCAAAGAUUGGAAGCUGGAACCCAGGAACUUCUCAUCGUGGAGAGUCGCCGUACGUCGUCUAGCCUGGGUGCUUCGCUUUGUCAGCAACUGCCGCACCCCGGUUGAUGAGAGGCAAGUCGGCAGCUUGAGCCCUGAGGAAGUGACAGACGCGGAGCUUUCCUUCAUCAGAACAGCUCAACAAGAGAGCUUCCCAGAGUAUGCUCUCCUGAGAAAGGGGAAGGCAAUCCCAACGACCAGCAAACUGGCUAGUCUUUGUCCUCGGCUAGAUGAAGAUGGAGUCAUGCGAGUGGAAGGACGGACCCAGAAUGCAGAAUUCCUACCCGAAGCAACUAAGCAUCCAAUCGUUCUACCACGUCACAACUGGGUUACAUACCUGAUUGUCAAGGACCAACAUGAGGCUGCGAACCAUGCUGCUGGAGUCAACCACACGUGGUCCCUGCUGAUGCAACGCUUCUGGAUCAUUGCGGGACGAGAAGCAGUUCGUGAGUGCGAGCAGAGGUGUACUGAAUGCAGAAAGAGGAAAGCCAAACCUGUCACUCCAAUCAUGGCCCCUCUGCCGAAGAUACGGUUAGAGUCACCGCGUCGUGCCUUCGGCCGGGUUGCUGUGGACUACGCCGGGCCAUUUACGACAGUUCAGGGUCGAGGACAGAGGCGGGCAAAGAGAUACCUCUGCCUCUUCACUUGUCUCACGUGCCGUGCUGUGCAUUUGGAGUUGUCCUAUUCCCUGGACACCAGUAGUUUCUUGAAUGCCUUCGAGAGAAUGAGCAACCGCCGAGGCGUGCCAGAAGAGGUCCUGUCGGACAAUGGGACGAACUUUGUAGGAGGACAACGCGAGCUGAAAGAGCUAGAACAAGAACAGGCGGCGCUCCAGUUGAAGUUCCCACGUGUACGGUGGCACUUCAUUCCUCCAGGUGCCCCGCAUUUCGGCGGCGUUCACGAGACCAUGGUCAAAGCCGCCAAGAAGGCCAUUCAUGCAGUUCUGAGUGAUGCCAGCAUCACCGAUGAGGAGCUUCAGACCGCUUUCUGUAGUGCCGAGUCUCUCCUCAACUCAAGACCGCUAACAAUCCCUUCUGUGGAUGCCAGAGACGACUUGCCCUUGACUCCGAACCACUUCUUGGUUGGACGUGUGGAGCAGUUCUCCAUCGGCACAAGCAGUGACGAUUACCGCCUACAACAAAGAUGGAGGAGAGUGCAAGAACUUGUCACACACUUCUGGCACCGUUGGAUGAAAGAGUGGGUCCCCGGACUGAAUCGCCGUGCUAAGUGGUCCGCCGAGGAAAGGAACAUAGCAGUUGGAGAUAUCGUCCUGGUGAUCACGGCAGAUACGCCACGGGGUAAAUGGCCCCUUGGAAGAGUGACGGAAGUGAUGCCAGGUCAAGACGGCACCGUGCGUGUGGCAAGAGUGCUAGUUGGCGGGAAGACAGUGACCAGGCCUGUGGUGCGACUGUGCCCAGUUGUCACGGUGGGCGUCGCUGGACCUGAUGAUAGUGAGGACUGAUUCUGAAUCGCCCUAGCAUGCUUACCGGCUGGAUGUGUCUCUCUUGUGCAUCAGUCGUCCGUUUUUGCAGCCAUUUAUGUUUCUGUACAGCUAGCUCAUAGCUCGUUACGUUUCGUUUUCUUUUCUGAUAGUUCAUUUUAGUUGUAUCAACGUUGAUACUUACCGGUAGUUGUAUCAAGGAGGGUGGAAUGAGUAGACGGUGAACCUCUUUCAGUAGUCUAAGUAUGGUGUUAUGGCAAAUCACUGCCGCUAGCCUUUGGGUGUCAUUACGUUCAUGGUAAUUCCAAUGCAUGCCCGCAUCAACGUGCCCUUCUUUGGUGUCAGUUAUGCUGUGUGCACGCGUAGAGGUGAUACAUUUAUUGUUCCUGUGUGGACCAGUCUAAUCAUAAUUAUUCCUGGCUGUUCUUUUGUGCUAUUCAUGCUAUUCAUGAUGCAUGUAGUAGUAGUAGUGCAUCGUGUUGUGUUAUGCAUGUCUCAUGUGCCGUUUCCCGCGCGCGCGUGAAACCGACUUCGCGGCUUGUAGUUUCUGUGCAUAAUUAGUUGAGUCGGCGUCUUGUUGUUUGGACUGGAGACUACACCGAGUUGUGUUCUUUUCGUUGUUUCAGUCAGUUACAGCUUGCAGUUAUUCCUCUCGUGUAGUUCAGUUGCUUUACUAGUGUCUCAUCCUGAAGUAAAGAUUAUUCGUUAUUAUCUCUGUGAGUCAGAUCCCUCUUUCGUCUACCCAUGUUAUAGAUGUUCUUGUUUUAGUACACCCGUGUCUUGUCCAUUACUAUGGCAUUAGCCACUGGAGCACUUGGAAGUGAAGGAAGGCCGGCAAAAGCGCAUUGCAUGAGGCUGCCCCCUCUCUCCCCCCCCCCCCUUCUUGCC
Molecule: messenger RNA, 7583 nt
Organism: Sycon ciliatum
Lineage: Eukaryota; Metazoa; Porifera; Calcarea; Leucosolenida; Sycettidae
Exons: 1
Coding region: 639-6716 (2025 amino acids)
Biological process (GO): DNA integration
Molecular function (GO): nucleic acid binding
Source: RefSeq, a predicted model, not a curated record